ACCAGAAACGCAGAUCACACCUUUAAAGUUCCUGCAACGGACUAGUAGAGAGAGUUUGUUAGACACUGAAAACCCAUUCCUUCAUCAAAAAGUUGAAAAUUUUGAACUCUCUCUCCAAAUUCGCAUUUGAAAAUUCAGUUUGAGAAAAAGGAGAGAUGGAAAAUACGACGGAGUUCGAGCACUUCGACGUGGUGUCAGACGAUUCCGAUCACCACUUUCUGGGUUCAAAGAAGGGAAAAUGGUUCAGCGAUUCAAAGAGUACAGUGUACAAAACCAUCGUGAGAGAGUGGAAGAUUCUCCAGCAGAACUUACCGGAAUCAAUCUAUGUCAGAGUCUACGAGCAACGCAUUGAUCUAAUGAGGGCUGUGAUCGUAGGCGCUGCGGGCACACCGUAUCACGAUGGUCUCUUCUUCUUCGACAUCGUGUUCCCUUCCGAUUAUCCGAGGAACCCUCCGAAGCUGUAUUACCACUCCUUCGGGUACAGAAUGAACCCGAACCUCUACACGAACGGGAAAGUGUGCCUGAGUCUGUUGAACACGUGGUACGGGAGAAAGAAGGAGAAGUGGGACCCGCGUGAGUCCACGAUGUUGCAAGUGUUGCUCUCGAUUCAAGCUCUGGUUCUGAACGAGAAACCAUUUUUCAACGAACCUGAGGCUGUGCCAUCGGAGAAGAAGUCACGUGCGUACAACGAGAACGUCUUCCUUAGUACUUGCGUCACCUCCUUCCAUCUGCUUAAGCGGCCGCCGCGGAACUUCGAGGCCUUCGUCAGAGAUCAUUUUCGCCGGCGGGCGUUUUCGAUUCUGGCGGCCUGCGGCGAAUACGCGAGUGGGCGCGUGGGAGUUGGGUAUUAUAAUUACCAUGACUUGCGUUUUCCGAUGGUCCAGGUUUCGAGGAGUUUCAAGGAGCGGAUGGUGGUGCUUUACCCUCGGCUCUUCGAAGCGUUUCGUCAGAAUGGUGCUUCUUUGGAGGGUUUGGCAGAACAAUUGGAGGUGCAGAGCCAAGAAUCCGAAACCAAAAGCAGUGGAGUCUUCAAAAAGAUAGUGGAAAAGAUAAAAAAGGCUUUCAGAUUCAGGAAAUUUGGUAAGAACAAAAUUAGCCAGAUGGACGGGAGAAAUCGUGGUCUUGAAAGUGUUUGAAAGUUAACCUAAUAUAAUUGAAGUAGUGUGCAUAUCUUAUUAUCAUGGCCUUUUCAUAAGAUUGAAUUGUUGAUUGGAAGAAAAAAAAAACUCAGGUCAUUGUAAUAGUUCAUGAUGCAAGUUUAGAUUGUGAUCUUAUCUCCAGUUAGACAGACUGCAAUGUUCAUGCAAUUUAAUUGUUUUUAAAAUUUACGCACUCAUUUGAUUUUUAUCUCAUUCUUGUUGCUUUUCAUCGCAAAAGUCAUUGUUUUACGAUUUCUCUCUCUCCUUUUAUCUCUUUCUGCAGUAUAUUCCACUCACCAUAACAAUUGCAUAUUCUUCUUUAAAAUGAAAUGAGAAGAAUUUGAGUGUAAUAAAUGACCGUUUUUACAUAAUUUUAUUUUAUCAAAUUUUCCAUAUUUUAUUUCCUCUCUACAAAAUAGAUCCUAAGAGCUUAGAGUCAUAGAAUUAAACGAAAUUCCAUAUUUAAAAGGGGCUAAUAACAGAUAAGAAAACAAAUCCAUAAAUGAUUUGUACCAUUUAUUUUUAUAAUUAACAAGGAAUGAACUGCUACCAUUUACAUAAUUCGUAACUAACAGUCGAAGUUCUCAGAUAUUGGAUGGAUUUAUGCUAGUAAAACCUCGAAUUUGUGGACCAGCAAAGUAUCGUCCCACAGAAAUUAGUUCUUGGUUAUCAAGAUUAGGCUAGUGCGUGAACUUUGCCCAAGAAAA
Vigna umbellata (rice bean) is the source of this 1846-nucleotide messenger RNA. NCBI's taxonomy places the organism in Eukaryota, Viridiplantae, Streptophyta, Magnoliopsida, Fabales, Fabaceae. The record is from RefSeq and is a predicted model, not a curated record.